AAUUGAGGUAAAAACCACCCAGCAAGAUGAUGGGAAUAUCUUCUCUUGUUACUGGGAUUUUGUUUAUUCUGUGCAUGUUGUCAAGAGAAUCAAUCUGUAUUAAUGUUGAUGGCAUCCCUUAUUGCUUGGAAUCCGAUUGGAAAGCACUUGUCGAUUUCAAAAAAGCACUCAUAGAUCCUGAGAAUCGGCUUUCAUCGUGGGAAGGAAGCAAUUGUUGUCAAUGGAGGGGGGUGAGCUGCAACAACCAUACUGGAGCCGUAAUUGGAAUCGACCUCCACAAUCCAUAUCCAUAUGACCCUUAUUUUGAUGAUGACGAACCUUCUUCCAACAGCAGGUAUGGGUUCUGGAACUUAAGUGGGCAGAUUGAUCCUGCUUUGUUAAGGCUUAAGUCCUUAAAACAUUUAGACUUGAGUGGCAACACAUUUCAAGGCAUCCCAAUUCCUGAAUUCUUGGGUUCUUUGAAGGGAUUGCGAUAUCUAAACUUGUCCACAGCAGGUUUUAGAGGUGUAAUUCCUGCUAACUUGGGCAAUCUAUCAAGUUUGAGGUAUCUUGAUAUCUCUUCUGAGUUCCAUCCAUAUCUGCUAUUCCUACCAACAGUUAAUUUUACGCAAAGGCUAGCUGAUAUUGAAUGGAUAAGUGGUCUUCGUUUCUUGAGACACUUGGGGUUGAAUGGAGUGGACCUUUCACUGGUAGGAUCGAAAUGGAUCCAAGUGCCAAAUAUGCUAUCAUCAUUGACUGAAUUGCAUUUAUCUGAUUGUGGUCUCUCCGGUGUCAUUCCAUCUCUUCGUCCUCAAUCUGUAAUUAAUUUUACAUCACUUGCAGUUAUUGAUCUCAGUUUUAAUAACUUUAACUCAGAGAUUCCCAAUUGGAUCUUGAAUGUGAGCAGCCUUGUCCAUGUGGAUUUGAGAGGCAACAGAUUGCAUGGAAGGAUUCCCCUUGGUAUCUCGGAGCUUCCCAAAUUGAAAUACUUGGAUCUUUCUUGGAACCAAAAUCUUUCUGCGAGCUGUUCACAACUAUUCAGGGGAAGCUGGAGAAAAAUUGAAUCUCUAGAAUUGAGUAACAAUAGAAUACAUGGGAAACUUCCUGCCUCCAUUGGAAAUAUGACAUGUUUGGUGCAUCUCGAAUUGUAUCGUAAUAACAUCAGUGGAAGAAUCCCAAGGUCCAUUGCAAACCUUUGCAAGUUGAGCUCCUUAGAUUUGGGUCGGAAUAAAUUAGUUGGUACCUUACCUGAUUGGUCGGUUCAACUGAAGAAUUUACAGGUGCUUUAUUUGGACGGUAACUUAUUCAAAGGCCCCAUUCUUGCCGCUCUAGAGAGAUUGCCGCCACAACUAACAUCAUUGUUUCUUGCUGGGAAUGAAUUUAAUGGAAGUCUCCCUGACACUUUAGUAGGUCGCCUUUCUGAAUUGGUUUCUUUAGAUGUGUCUUCCAACCAUUUGACAGGCACCGUGUCUGAAGCUCAUUUCUCCAACCUUACUAAGCUAAAGUAUUUAGACAUGUCUUCCAAUUCCUUAACUUUGAAUGUUAGCUCCAAGUGGGUCCCUCCAUUUAAGCUCCACUCUCUUGAGAUGGGAUCUUGCAUGUUGGGUCCUUCUUUUCCUGCUUGGCUUCAAACCCAAACUGAACUCACAUAUUUGGACAUCUCCAAUGCCAGCAUUUCAGGCUCAAUACCCCACUGGUUCUGGAACCUUUCAUCAAAUAUAAGAUCUCUAAAUGUUUCCUUAAAUAAAUUACAAGGUGAACUGCCAACCCGAUUUAAGGUCGCUUCAUCAUGGGCCGAUGUUGAUUUCAGCUCCAAUCUCUUGGAAGGGCCCAUACCUCUUCCUACACCUGGCGUUUUCACAUUUGAUCUCUCUAAUAACCAAUUUUCUGGCCCUAUCCCAUCCAACAUUGGCGAUGUGCUACCUAAUUUAUACUCCCUCUUUCUUUCUAAUAACCAUAUAAUUGGACAAAUCCCGACCUCCAUUGGAAAGAUACCGUAUCUAGGAGUAGUUGCCCUUUCUAGGAAUAACUUGACAGGCACAAUCCCAUCAAGCCUAGCAAAUUGUUCUGAUUUAAUGGUCCUAGAUCUUAAACAAAACCAUUUAUCUGGUUUGAUCCCCAGGUCGUUUGGCCAUUUGAAAUGGCUUCAAAGUUUGCAUCUCAGCGACAAUAUGUUAUUUGGAGACCUCCCAAUGUCUAUGCAAAACUGCACGAUCUUGGAAACUCUAGAUCUUGGAAGCAACAAUUUUUCUGGGGAAUUUCCAUCUUGGAUUGGUGAAAGCCUACCUGCCCUUAGGAUUCUACGCUUGAGGUCAAAUUCAUUUUCAAGUCGAAUUCCUGCUCAUCUUUCCAAUCUAAGCUCUCUUCAGGUCUUGGAUCUUGCGGACAACAAUUUAAUUGGCAGCAUUCCUACCAGCUUAGCAAGUCUUGAAGCAAUGGCUCAUGUGCAAAACCUAAAUCGUUAUCUAUACUACGGGGCAUCAUCAACAGAAUAUUAUGAAGAAAGCUUAAAUCUCCCCAUGAAGGGCCAAGAUCUCACAUUCACCAAGACACUCUCCCUUGUAACUUGCAUUGACCUGUCUAACAAUGAGUUAAAUGGAGAGUUCCCGGAGGUACUGACAAAUCUGUCUGGGUUGAUUUCUUUAAAUUUGUCUGGAAACCAUAUCGGUGGAGAAAUUCCCACAGGAAUUGCAAACUUGCAUCAACUGUUAUCUUUGGAUGUAUCAAAUAAUCAGUUAUCAGGUGUCAUUCCUUCUAGCAUGUCGUCCAUGACAUUUCUGAGCUCUCUCAACUUAUCAAACAACAACUUGUCUGGCUCAAUCCCAUUUUCCGGGCAGCUCAUGGCAUUUGACGAGUCCUCAUUCAAUGGAAACCCAGGUCUAUGUGGACCUCAACUGCUUAUAAAAUGCCAAGAUGAUGAUGAAGAACCAAAGGGACAAGCAGGUAGUGUCGAGGAUGAGAGUAGUAAUGAUCAUGAAGUGAUGAAUAAGUGGUUUUACUUGAGCGCUGGUUUGGGAUUUGCAGCAGGUUUGCUGGUACCUUUUGCUGUUAUGGCACUGAGAAGGUCGUGGAGUGAUGCCUACUUCCAUCUUGUGGAUCAAAUUGUUGAUGGAAUAAUGUUGGACAUCAUGAGAAGCAACAAACGCACAUCCCAGAGAAAACAACGUCGUCACAAGUCGUAAAUUUGUAUCGCUGUCAAUCCUUGGGAGUUGGGAAAAAGGCUUUGCUUUGCAUCCUUUUGCUUAAUUAUAUGUGAACUAGUACUCUGCAUCUUUACCUUUGUUUUUACUUUUUCUUUUUAUAUUUUUGGCUAUAUAUGUCAGAGUAAUGAUGUAGAUGAUGUGAACUAUUAAUGUUUUGUAAAAGAGUUCAUGUAUUAAACAACCUUUA
This is a messenger RNA of Nelumbo nucifera (sacred lotus), 3369 nucleotides long. RefSeq names its product receptor-like protein EIX2. The record is from RefSeq and is a predicted model, not a curated record. NCBI's taxonomy places the organism in Eukaryota, Viridiplantae, Streptophyta, Magnoliopsida, Proteales, Nelumbonaceae. Gene Ontology annotation, molecular function: protein binding.